Molecule: messenger RNA, 3381 nt
Organism: Ceraceosorus guamensis
Lineage: Eukaryota; Fungi; Basidiomycota; Exobasidiomycetes; Ceraceosorales; Ceraceosoraceae
Exons: 2
Coding region: 1-3381 (1126 amino acids)
Source: RefSeq, a predicted model, not a curated record
AUGAUUCAUUCGCCUCCCACCAGCGCGUCCCCGAACAGCCGUGCUCCAACCGAAUUUCCACAACCCUAUUCUCCGCAAAGUCGAACGGCUCCUUUGCGCAAACCGACGACGACGGGUUUCAAUCCCGGUGGACAAGUACCACAUGGCUACUCCUACCUCACCAGAAGUCACAGCCUAGUCACGCCCACCAGGCGUGUUCCCAAGGGCAUGCAGCCGGAAGUUGCUCCCGCUGGGUCCCCUACGCUUCAGCAUUCUGCUAGUCGCACCUCGCUGGACUCUGACAGAGCCGUCGCAUCAAAUUUGCCAUCGCAGACGGGCCAUGCUACCCUCGCACGAUCCAACACUGUGCCAUCCGCGCUCGUCUCACACACACCAACCCAUCAUAGAGCUGUCAAGGAUAUGAAGGAAGUAGCCGAGGAGCUACCAUCCAACCCCAAAACGUGGACCUCCUCUCACGUGGCGUACUACCUGACCUCUCUGCUGCAUCUCGUGCCUGCACCCAUCGUUCAAGACGUGACGCUCUUUGUUCAGCGCUCCUCCAUCACUGGACGCAUCUUUUUGCGUCUCCGUGAAGAAGAUUUGGAAUCGUACGGGCUGAAUCCUCGCUGGCGCAAGUUGAUCCUGGAAGCGGGCAAGAAACUUCGUCGGGAUUGUCUCAAAGGACGCUUGUGGAGCGUUCAGGGGCCCAUUCCCAUCGAUUGGCCCAGAGACGAGGAGGCUCACGAAGCUUUUUUGCACAAUCAGGAAAAGGAGAAUGCGGCAAAGGCAGAUGUCAAGGGGAAGCAUCUGAACACGCUCAGAAGACUCAAGGACAAGAAGAGGGUCACGAGGAUGAUCAGGGAAUUUGAGAGCGCUAGCGAAGAAUCUAGCGCUUCGGCUGCGGAAGAUGAGGAGUACGUGGCCCUCGGUCGUCCCAGACGCUCUCGCGAAGGGCAUGGGAGUGGCGAAAGAUCCUCGAGCGGUUCGUUUGAGCUUCAUCCGGACGAGGUGCCCGACUCGCCGAGGGUUCGACUGGCGAGAGCCAUCUCCCAAAAGGGCCUCGUAAAGAGACGCAUGGAAAGCUUCGAUUCGCUCCGAGAUGAAGCUGAGCAACAGGUCGCUCGAAGAAGCCCGUCGGAUGAGGCGCGAUCCACGAUCAAGCCGAGACGACAGGAGCAUAUUGCGGGUGAAUCUCAUGUGGACGAUCACGCUCCACAAUCUCUCGGCUUCAAUGGGCCGCAGCGAGACGCUCUGGUCGAUAUCGAGGAUGAAAGUGACGAGAUGGACGCGCACCAAUUGCAGGCCAUUUUGGACACGAAUCCGCCCAGUUCCCUUUCAGCGGACAGCGAGAGCGAGGCGGAGCAGGGCAAGGAAGGUCAGACUUCGAGCGAUCGAGCUUUCUUGGACGCUGUGGCGGAUGUCAUGAGGGCCUACCAAGCCGAGCAGGCGCUCGAAGCUUAUCAUCCAGCUCUAGACCACGAUGAGGAAUCUGCGCAGCAUGCGACCCAUGCGUACGAUCAGAGAUCGAGCAUGAGGAAAGAAGCAUCGGCGGAUGGAUCUGAAUCUACUGCUUUUUCGAUCGAAUCGGGACUCAGCAAAUUCGAGGAGUCGACUAGGAACAGGCAGCUUUCCGAAGAGGCAUGGGAAGCUGAAGAGACUUCUGUGCACGUCUCAGCACCCGGGGAUGGAGAAAAGGUAUUAGACUCAGACACUGUCAAGCCCUUCGCCGCUCCCGCAGAGAGGUUCGGCGCAACUUUGAACGCCCUGUUCCCUGCUCCCGCGCCCGAUGGAGCCGCUUCGGAAGGUCCGACAGACUUGCAGGAUUCUCUCGACCCAAUCGCGACGCUUGCACCUUCUCGACGUGCCCGACCUCAGACCAAAGGUAACCCGUAUCGAGCUUCUACCUAUGCUCCGGAAGAUUACGACGCGCUGGGCUUUGAGGCUGACGGCAACGCGCAUGGUAGCGUGAGGCAGAGCAGUGUCAAUCUCACAGGUUCUGUCAGAUUUGGCACCGCAAGAAGGAGCAGACCUCCUCCUCCUCCUUUGCCAGUGCCAGAGCCGAUGCCAGCGCCCCCACUCGCGCACGCUUGUGACACCCCCGCUGCGGACGAUGUGGACGCGUUGAAAGCGCAAGACGAGGUAACAUCGUCUGCUCCGCUUCCCUCUGGUUACUGGACCUCAUCCGGAUCGACAGCGAUGGAUGUUGCCUCUCCUGUCUUCCCGGUGGGCUCUCAAGCUCCGCAGGAACAGACGCGCAGAAGGUCCACAUCUGCAGCGGACAUCAUCGGUCGCGGAACACUAGGACGGAAGAGCGCGUUGAGCUUGAGCAAGGUGGCUAGCAAGGACGCUCCGCUCGCUGCCGCUGCUUCGGGCAUGGGUCUGGGCUUCGGCAGUUUGGCCAUCAGCAAGCCCGAGGUGAAGGGUAAAGGAAUGCUUAGGGGUCUGUUUGACGAGCAAUCGCCCCUAAACACGGAAGUGUCCGAAGUUAGCGAGGAAGCUGAAAAGGCGGAAGACCCAAAAGCGACGGCGGGGCAAGUCGCUAGUCCGGCCGAAGAGACUACGCACGCACGCGAAACCUCUGCAUGCAACAAAGAGCCCUUGAUCCGCGUGCCUCUGACCACGCUCGACUUGGCUGACGAUGGCAAGGGAUCCAUUAAGAAGCGAUCCGUGGUGCUGGUCGAGAGGCGCAAAUUCGAGACGCUGGCCAAGCAGAUGGGCUUUGAGGAGUCCGAUUUGCAGAAUAUUCAAGAUGUACCGACUCUAUCCUCGAGCAGUGCUCAGCGAGAGGAGGAAGAGGCUUUGGUCGGCACGACCAACAUCUCCACGCUCUGUAUUGAUGAAAAGCGAACGGAGGAGGAAGGUACGAGCGGGAGCAAGCCUGCGAGCGCUAGUGCGACGCUCAAGAGCCUCUUUGACACUCCUACAGAGGAAGAAAAGAAGGAGUUGGAGAGGACGAACAAAGAAGCAGUGGAUGCCGAUUUGCAGCAAGCGCGUACUUCCCCACCAUCCACUCCGUCCACGCGACGAGAGCUGGAUGAGGUCUACGCUUAUCCUUACUCGCCCGCCGCGCUGCUGAAACGGCGAAGGGACAUGAACAUCAGCACGCGCUUCGACACGGCCCAGAGAAAGGCUGGAGAUGUGGUCGGAGAGUUGCAGGAGACAUAUGUCCCUGCGGAAGAGAGGAAUGCGGAAUUGGAACGAUUGAGCAAGGCUGUCGAGCCUGAGCCCGUGCUGCAUGCUCCCGAAAGCGAAGACGAUGUGCCGAUCGAAAGCUCAAAGGGAUGGCUGGAAAGCAUGCUGGGGCUCGGCGCUAUUCCUAGCUACGCUCUCGGCUUGGGAGCUGGAAUCGGCUUCGUGCUCGUCUCUGAAGUGGUACAGAGAGCAGCGAGGGCGGGCCGGUGA